Molecule: messenger RNA, 1019 nt
Organism: Magnolia sinica
Lineage: Eukaryota; Viridiplantae; Streptophyta; Magnoliopsida; Magnoliales; Magnoliaceae
Product: protein ELF4-LIKE 4-like
Exons: 2
Coding region: 381-725 (114 amino acids)
Biological process (GO): entrainment of circadian clock; positive regulation of circadian rhythm
Source: RefSeq, a predicted model, not a curated record
UCCUGAGAUAGAGAGAAUAAGUAGAUUUGACAGUCACGCUCCGACCCAUCUCUCUCUCUCUCAUAUAUCUGAUUUCAGGGCCUCCGUACCUUUUUCCACACAGAUUCGUUUAAAUCGCCGAUCUUUUCACGCUUACCCAUAUAUCCUCGUCUCCUUUCAUCAAACGCCUCUGUCUCUCUCUCUCUCUCUCAGAAGCAAAAGAAAAUGUUCCGGAUUUCAGAGAACUGAUUUUGAUCACAUCGAAAUGGGCACACUUCAAAAACGGAAACAAAAAACUCAAUCUAAUUUUCCAAACAUCUGAUUCUUUUUGAAAUAUCAAUGCAGGACUGAUUGUGUUUGGAUUGGAUUGCGAUUGUAUUGGAUUGGAUUUCACCUGAGAAAUGGAAGGAGAUACAUUUUCAGGCCUAGGCAAUGGAACCCAAGUAGACAAUAAGGUCCUUCAAACCUUCCAGAAGAGCUUUGUUCAGGUCCAAAACAUCUUAGAUCAGAACAGAUUGCUGAUCAAUGAGAUUAAUCAGAACCAUGAAUCGAAGAUCCCCGACAAUCUCAGCCGCAAUGUAGGCCUGAUCAGGGAGCUCAACAACAACAUCAGGAGGGUCGUCGAUCUCUACUCUGACCUCUCCACAUCCUUCACCAAGUCGAUGGAAUCGUCGUCGGAGGGCGACUCAGCUGGGACGUUGAGGUCCGACGGGAAGCCCAAUCAGAAAAGGAUUAGACCUGGGUAGAGCGUUCGAUCACCGAACCCACAAUAGGCCAUUGAGACUGUACCGAUGAUUCUUUCACACGGUGGGGAUGGAAUUGUUAAUUAGAAUUCGAUUGGAUGAGAUUAUGUAACUCUGUAUCAGUAGAAUGACUGGACUGUAUUUCAUAUUCAGCGGUUUGGAUUACAUUUCCGACGGCCCUUUGGCCGUCAGAAAUGGCCAACGGUCGGAAAUUAUAGGCAUUUCUCAGUUUGUAAUUCUAUGUAUAACAAACAACUGUCUUUCCUCAAUUGAAAUGAAGCUUGUUUGUGCCACUAA